GCGUCUUGCUGUGUUCCCAACAGCUUGCACUGAAGAGGGGCCAGGACGGGUGCGGUGGGGCCACGGUAGGUCGGGAACGCAGGCAAGGGACUCUGGGAUCCACGCUGACCUUGGGUCAGCCCCUGCGCCGCGGACUGCACGGAGGGCUCACGGGGUUCCCCCGACUGCCUCAGGGAAAAAUGCUUCAAAGCCUUAUUAAGAAUGUCUGGAUCCCCAUGAAACCCUACUAUACCCAGGUUUACCAGGAAAUUUGGGUAGGAAUGGGGUUAACGACUUUCCUCUUUUAUAAAAUCAGGAAAGCUGAUAAAAGAAGUAAAGCUUUGAAAGGCUCCAGUUCUGCAUCUGCCCAUGGCCAUCAUUAACUGCUCCCUGAGUGGACUCAAGAUGAAUCGUGUAGACUAAGCUUAAGCAAGCUGUGUUAUAUGGAAACACGGAACAUCGCUGUACGCUUGUCUAAGUGCCACUUACAAUGUGGCAUUAAUAAAUGUUUGUGAGAAGCA
Molecule: messenger RNA, 500 nt
Organism: Meriones unguiculatus (Mongolian gerbil)
Lineage: Eukaryota; Metazoa; Chordata; Mammalia; Rodentia; Muridae
Gene: Atp5mj
Product: ATP synthase membrane subunit j
Exons: 4
Coding region: 180-362 (60 amino acids)
Cellular component (GO): mitochondrion
Source: RefSeq, a predicted model, not a curated record